GUUUAGAAACGAAGAUGGCGACCUUUCAAUGUAGGGUCCAGUUUCUCGACGAUACUGACCCUUUUUCGAGUACAAACUUUCCAGAACCAACGCGACCGCCAUCAUACACAUUCCUUACAAACGUACCGUUGGUCAACCAGAUUGCCGGAGUUCGCAGGCAGUUAUGCGCGCCUCACAAAUUAGAAGACUGUGCUUUACAGUUAUAUAAAUAUACUGGAAGUCAGGGAGAAUAUGGGACAUAUCUGGAUCUUGAAUCUACCAUUGAUGAACAGUGGGAUGAGCUAGAAGGAUUUACAGACCAGAGAAAGAACACAAUAAUUUUGAGAACACAGCUAUCAGUGCGAGUCCAUGCCGUCAUAGAGAAACUUCUAAAUGCAAGUGGCAGAGAACUGAGACGUGCCUUGUUUUCUCUCAAACAAAUUUUUCAGGAUGACAAAGACCUGGUUCAUGAAUUUGUCAACAAUGAUGGACUUAUGUGUCUCAUUAAAGUCGGCUCUGAAGCUGAUCAGAACUACCAGAACUAUAUUUUACGAGCCCUGGGCCAAGUGAUGCUCUAUGUGGAUGGCAUGAAUGGAGUGAUAGCUCACCCUGAAACUCUACAAUGGCUCUAUUCCCUCAUUGCUUCCAAAUUUCGUCUUGUUGUGAAAACUUCACUCAAGUUGCUGUUGGUGUUUGUUGAGUACACAGAAUCUAACACUAGUCUUCUCCUGAAUGCAUUUAAUGACUUUGAUAAACGCAGAGGUGCCAAACCUUGGGUGAAUAUCAUGAAUAUCCUGAAUGAGAAAGAAGGAGGAGAUUCUGAACUACUUGUAUAUGCCUCAACUCUUGUCAAUAAAGUUCUCAAUGCUAUCCCAGACCAGGACUCCUUCUACGACUUGGUGGACUCAUUAGAGGAACAGGGGAUUGAGAAGAUAAUCAAAAAACACAUGGAAAAGAAAGGUGCUGCAGAUAUAGACCUUUUGGAACAGUUUCAGAUAUAUGAGGCUGUCUUGAAAGCUGAGGAUGGGGAGGAUGAUCCUAAUAUGGUCAACAUAGAAAAUCUCAGGAGAACACCUCGUCAGAAAAGUGAAGAUGAAAGUCGAAAAAGUAGACGCUAUUCUACAGGUAACCAACCUGCUACGCCACCUACUGGGAGAUCUAUGAAACUACAACAAACCUUGCCAACUACCAGUGAACACCCUGAAGACAAAAAUGAGGACCCCAGAGAAAGACGAAGAAGGGAACGACGGGAAUGUGCACGUAAAGCCGCAGAAGAACAAGAACAACAGAAGAAUAUGGCAAACCAGCAACAAAGAUGGCAGAAUCGUGAACAGACUCCUGAGCUUGAAGAUAGUGGUCGUAGACGACGCAGACAAAGACAGGAUGAAAAUGAAGACAAAACACCUCCACCCUGGGCUAAUCAGCAUACGGAGCCUGAAAGUAAGAUGGAUGGUGGACAGUCAAGUGACACUCCAAGGAGAAUAUGGCGCCCUCCAGUGAAUGACGAAGAAGUAGAAUCAUCCCCUGAACCUGUAAAGCAAAGUUCAUUUGUACCAAGAGAUCGAAGGAGACGUGAACGUCGUGAGAGACAGCGCUCUCUUACAAAGGAACAAUCCCAGCUGACCAAAGAAUUAAGAGAAGCUAUAUCAAAGAGGGAGGAGGGAAAAGAAUGGAAAAGUCCAGAUUUAGAAGUCAAUAGAACUUAUAACUCCCCAAUGAGGGAGCCACAGGAGUCUCAAGCCACAGUACAGAGCUCUUUAGAAAAGGAGACAGAUAAUAAUAUUGACUCUUCAAAAUUAGAGGAGAGGACAAAUGUAUCAGAAAGUGGCACAGAUACAACAAGUUCAACAUUAGAAAACGAUGAAGUAUUUAGUAAUAAAGAUACAAAUACAACGAGGACUUCCAUUGAAAAAACAAAGUUACCCACCACUGAGGGUGAUAACAUAUCUCUAGCUAGUACAACGAGUACUCUAAGUACGUUGUCUUCAGCAUCAUGCAGUAGUUUAACUACACUACAAGAUAGCAGUGUCAAAAAUCCCUCUGUAGGUUCACUAAGUGAUAUGGAAAACAGAGACCUAGAUGACACUGUUCGACCAAUGAGGAAGCAGUUUAGACGUUCAUCAGCAUUAGAGGACGGUGAACAAGAACUUAUCCCCAAUCACAAGUACCAAAAUUCUAGCGAAUCUGGCUAUCUCAGUACGGGUGAGUCACAUGACCAGUCACAUGACCAACAGAACUAUAAUGACAUUGAGUCUCAUAAUAAUCGUCGAAAUGAAUCUCUUAAUCAACAACUUGAUAACGCUCCAUUGAGCCCAACUAGUCUCGACCAGCCAUCCAUUCCCGCGGGAAUCUCCAACAAUAAACGCUGGAUGUUGUAUAAGAUCUCCAGUAUGAAGAACAAGGAGGCACAGCAAGCGGCAGAACAACAGCUUACAGAACUGAACAAGGGCUUUAGCAUGGAUGGCGACAGUCUUAGUUCUAGGAUAGAAAAUCUACAACGUGGCGGUGAUACUUUAAUGCCUGGUGGCCCAGAUGAUCUGAACAACCAAGGCACGGUGCAAUCAGUUGCAGGUAUGAUCGGUUCCCAGAAUGGCAUUGAUCCUGGUAGUGCCAAGUCUCCCACUGGUGAUCUAAGCGGGCUUAUUGGAAGAGCCAAGGAUGGUUUGAUAUCUAAGCCCUUAGCCACAGUUGAUCCAUCAGAAGUGCAGGGCAAACAAAAAACUGAAAGUGAAGUCCAAUGGGACAUGCUACGUCGUACAACUUGCCGUCCUUUGAAAAUUCAUGGACUUGAUUUCACAGACUUACAAAAUGAUGGGGAUCUUGAUGUAUUGAAUCCCCCCAUACCUGCUGGACAGGGAGGAAUCCCUCCCCCUCCUGGUGGUGGCAUACCUCCACCUCCUCCUGGGUUUGGUCUUCCAGGAAUGAUACCUCCUCCACCUUCACUUGGAGGGCCACCACCACCGCCCCCACCCUUCGGUGCUCCCCCACCCCCUCCCCCUGGAAAUACAGACUCUCUCCAGAGGAAAUCAAAGACAGUCCGCCUUCAUUGGCGGGAGUUACAAAACAAUACUCCUAACCCUGUUGUGAAGGAUUCUAUCUGGGAUAGGUUGAGCAAAGUGACCCUUGACAAAGAAAAACUAGAACAUCUCUUCGAAACAAGGAAUGUAGAACUCAAGACAAAGAAGGGAGAUACUUCAGGGAAAAAGGAAAAUAUUGUGUUGGAUCCAAAACGUUCCAACGCCAUAAAUAUUGGAAUGACCGUCCUUCCCCCUCCCAGGACAAUCAAGACGGCCAUCUUGAAAAUGGACAGCGCCAUCAUGAACAGAGAAGGCAUUGAUAAAAUCUUGAGUACCAUGAUCCCUACGGAUGAGGAGAAAACAAAGAUCCUUGAAGCCCAAAUGGCAAAUCCUGACCUGCCCCUUGGUACUGCUGAACAGUUCCUUCUCACCCUCUCAUCUGUCAGUGAACUAAAGUCCCGCCUGGAGCUCUGGGCAUUUAAACUGGAUUACGACUCCGCAGAAGAGGAGGUAGCAGAACCCUUGAUGGAUCUGAAACAGGCCAUUGAUGAUCUGAAGGCCAACCGUACAUUCAAAAAUAUUCUUGCCACAUUACUUGCCAUUGGGAGCAUCCUAAACGGCCACCAGGUGAAGGGCUUCAACCUAGAGUAUCUUGCCAGGGUACCAGAGGUUAAAGACACAGUCCAUAAGCAUUCAUUGUUACACCAUCUAUGUGGCACAGUUAUGGAACAGUUCCCAGAUAGUACAGAUCUCUACUCAGAAAUUGGUGCAAUAGCUAGAUGUGCAAAGGUUGACUGGGAUGAAUUGAGCUUGAAACUCGGCAACAUGGAGUCCGACUGCAAAACAUCCUGGGACAAUCUGCGCACGAUUGCCAAACAUGACAGCAAUUCUCCAAUGAAGACCAAGCUAUCGGAGUUCUUGUCUGACUGUGCUGAAAGGAUUAUUGUCUUAAAAAUUGUACAUAAAAGAGUUCUUAAUAGGUUUAAUAAGCUGCUACUGUACCUUGGCUACAGUGUAAGUAUGGCUAAAGAGGUUAAAGUCAGCUACUUCUGCAAGGUUGUUAGUGAGUUCUCAUUGGAAUACCGCACAACACGGGAGAAAGUCAUGAUCCAAAGGCAAAAGAAAGCGAAUAACAGGGAAAGGAGGAAAACAAGGGGAAAAAUGAUAGUUGAUACUGGAAAAUUUGCCAAACCAAAGGAAGAUGAUAUGCUUAAGAAAGUGUUAACAAAUGGCCAUACUGGGAGUGAGAAUGAGAAGGAGAACACUAACAGUUUGCCAGGGGCAAGGACAAGAAAAAGAAUGUCUAUGGGCUCUGUGGACAACCUGACAGUGCCUAGAAGAAGCAACAGACACAGCCAAGGUGGGACCGACUCAGAAUCUGUCUAUGACACUCAAGAUGAUGAGAUGUUAGAGGCAUGUCUUAAAACAGCUACAACUACGCCAUCUGGUAGAGCCCCACGAGAACGUAGGAGGCGAGCUCGUGACCAGAAUAGGAAGUCUCUGAGAAGAACAUUAAAGAAUGGAUUAACUGAUGAAGAAAAACAUGACCUUCUUGCUCAAGCCCUGAGAUAAAAUGUCUAAAAUAUCAGCUUUACCACCUGAAUUGAUGAAACUGUGUUAACUGGAGCAAAACAUGAAGCAAUAAAAACAGACUGGAUGCAGUGAUUGUCUGCUGUGAGUGUUGCAUUAUGGGAACAACAAAAAUAGACUUUGUUCCGUCUGCUAAUACUGUUGCAUUAUGGGAUAUAUCAAAAGAACAUGCCAAAUUCAAAGAUGCAAUGCUGCAGUGUUAUAAAGAAAUCCUGGAGGGUGUUGAUUGUUGAUGUAUAAUGGUGCAGUAAGGCCUUACCUAUUUAUUUAUUAAGGGUUCUCACAAAACAAAUGGCCAAGAGGGCUAUGAGAACCGUAAAUUCAUAUUCUUGGCCUAAAUAAAGUUUAUUAGCUGUAUAUGAGCAUUGGGUGUAUAUAUGUUGGGCAUAUAUUGUAGCCCUCUUGUAUAUCAUAGCUAGAC
Owenia fusiformis is the source of this 5007-nucleotide messenger RNA. The record is from the annotation of a GenBank genome assembly. NCBI's taxonomy places the organism in Eukaryota, Metazoa, Annelida, Polychaeta, Sabellida, Oweniidae.